Fusarium oxysporum Fo47 is the source of this 763-nucleotide messenger RNA. RefSeq lists its product as uncharacterized. The transcript has a single exon. Lineage: Eukaryota; Fungi; Ascomycota; Sordariomycetes; Hypocreales; Nectriaceae. The record is from RefSeq and is a predicted model, not a curated record. Bases 1 to 747 code for a protein of 248 amino acids.
AUGAGAAACCAGAACUUUUACUCCCCUUCUAGCGAGGAUAUGCCAGCUCCUCUAGAGUUUCCUCGUCGCACAUCGUCCUUGCGUAACAAGCGACCGCUACCUCACAUAGUCACUACCACCGACCCUGAAUACAACAGGCAGUUGUUCACACUCCACGAAUGCGCCGACGAUGCUUCUCGGCCUUACCACAAACGGAGCUUCUCACUAGGUUCAUCGCGGACGCCUACAACUCCUGGCCUCAUCGACUCGCCGUACAGUGAUGUAGCGCCGACACUGCGCAUGUUUUCAACUUCAUACGUCAUGACGAAACCGCAAGGGAACUCUGCAAGCUACUUCAAGAGUAACUUCAGCAAUACUCGCCAAGCAUUCAAUCCCAGCCACCAGAAGACGCAAGGGAAAGUUCAAAAUUGGCUUUCCAAACUUCCCAGUCGAAAAGAUUCGCCCUUUGAAGAAAGGAGGAGAGAUGACGAAGUGAGCCGAAUAUUGAAGUCUAGACAGCCCUACCUUGUGGCUAAUGCUUCUGCGACGUCUACUCGAGUUGAGAAGCAAUUUCUGAACCUGGACCCGGAAGAAGACGACGGGUCUGAAAGCUCCGAUUCCGAGGAUACCAGAGACCUUGAUAGCUACCACGAGGCUCUGUUCAGAUUAUCGGGCACAAGAUAUGAUUGCAAGCCAACCUUUCGGGCAUCGAUGCGACGCCAAUUUCCAAUCGACAGGGAAAGAGAAGCCCAUUUGAAGAUGUUUUGAUGAGAGAAAAUGAAGU